Molecule: messenger RNA, 2343 nt
Organism: Acanthocheilonema viteae
Lineage: Eukaryota; Metazoa; Nematoda; Chromadorea; Rhabditida; Onchocercidae
Source: the annotation of a GenBank genome assembly
AUGAAUCGAAGCAAAGAAAUUAGUUCUCCAAACCAUGUCGCUCUGUUAUGUAAAGGCCAAAAUGAUUUUCCCAGAUUUGUUCGGAAUAUUACGGCUGAUCAGAUCAGUGUGCAGAUUCUGAGUGGUAAAGGAGAAUUAAAGAACAUCGAGUUAAACGAAAUUGUGUUAAGUGAAGUCGGUUUUUUCUUUGGGGUACUUGAAUUACCAACAUGGUUACAAAUUAAGCGAGCAGUUUGCAACAGAAUAGCUGUCAGUGUUCCCUGGACGAAGUUAAAAUCACAACCAGUUAAACUAUUCAUUGAUGAAGUGCAGGUACAAGUCGAACUUAGUUCAGAAGUAGUUGUUGGCUAUGGCUCAAAUCCUUUGAGUGCCUUCGGAGAUUCAACAUAUGGAUUUGCUAAUCGAGUUGCAGAAGGGAUGUCACUUUACGUUAAUUCCGUGGAGAUUAAUUUUGAUUCUGGUGUUUUUCGAGGUUCGCUGACGCUCUCGAGAUUGGCGGUUGAAAGCAAAAGUCCUGGCUGGCAGACAGUCAAUGAUUUGCGAUAUACUCGAAUUGUAGAUACGAACACUGACAAAUUGCUUAUGUUUAAAAUGGUUACAUGGCAAUUAUUACGUAUCGAAGUGUCCGCGAAAGCUGAUUCAUUACAAAAUGCAACAAAUGCGCCGUUAAGAUUAAUCACCAGCAAUGGAAAGACUAGAAUCAGUGUGAAAAAGUCCACUACUGGUAUGAGUUUAUUAAAGUUAGAACCACAAGAUGGUAGCGUUCUUGGUGGUCGUAUACAGGUAAUAUUAGACCAUAUUUUAUGGAUUGCUACUUUGCCACAAGUACGGUCUACCAUCAAAUUUUAUGAUCACAUCAUGAAUAUUAUUAAAACAGCUCCCAAGAAACUGCCGAAAAUAUACCACACGCAGCGUGCCGAAACAAAAAUGCCAAUGAUCAUGAAACCGCGUACUUCAAUUUCGGUUUCAACUUUAUUUCGCAGUUUCGAUGUUGAGCGAACGUCAUAUCAUGUUUAUGUUAGCAAAAUUGAUCUUCAUCUCUGUGAUGAUGAUCGGACUUCAGAGAAUUAUCCUAGAGAUUGGGACAUUCUUUGUGGUGCACUGCAAGUAACUCUAAUCCGAUUGUCCGUUGAUUUUUAUCCAGCUAAUAACGCUCUAUCUGAUCGCAGUGACUGGAUUCGAUAUGAUAAUACAAAUCAUUGUGCUACUUGGAUCCAUAAAGUAUUGCACUUCCACUUGCGAAACGUUUGCAGUGAAUUAGAUGCCGAUGCACAAUGUCAAAUAGUUGAUAUGUGGCCAAAUUUAAUGUCUCAAAAUUGCGUAAUACGAAUGUCUGAUAUUAUUGUCCAGUGUGUGACAGAUACUAAUUCUACAAAAGAAGCACUUUUCAAUCUGUUCAUGUCAGAUCGUAAAUCAAAUACUGCUACGGAAAGCAAUAGUCCUCUUUUCCAUCUCGAAUUUACUGCUUUCUACCAUCCGAUAUUUGAAAAUUUCCCAGUGCCUCCAAACAUCACACAUCUUUUACUUGGUCCAUUCUUUUUCGUGUUCGAUCAAAGAACGAUUCGAUGGAUCUUAUUCGUAAUCAAUGACAUUAAAAAUGCUUUGCAAAUCUCGAAUGCAAUGCUUGAAGUCACAAAAAUAACCAAAACCUAUCUACGCCUCGAUCUGCUUAUGCCCAAGAUAAUAAUACCGUUUGGAGAGCCGUUUAUAUCGGAUAAGCGUUUCGCACGUAGAAUUGUGAUAACCAUAAACACUUUGUUGGCUACCAAUUGCGAGGCAUUUUCCGGCAAUGAAUCAUAUUCGUUUUUCAAGUCGGUUCCAUGGAAUAUGGUUGAUUUCAUCGAUUGUGCUAACCUGCUAGUUGGUAAAGAACAAUUGAAAGAAUUCAUCUUGCAGUUGACUCAAAAUAUGUUUGGAGAAAUUGACCAAGCUGAGCGAAUUUGGAUAAAUACAUCAUCGGUUCAGAUAAAUACAGAUUUCGGAGAAGGAAGAUGGAGUAGGCUCUUGCUUGCUGAUGUUGCUUUACGUGCGCUUUUUGAUGUAAAACCAAGGAAGGUAAGCGUGGCACUGCAAACGCUGGAGAGAAUUCGGGUUGCGGUUGAUCAUUUUCAGUUUGUUCAAAUCAUGCGUUUGGUUUCUCGCAUAUCAGAUUUUGUGAAUCAACUUGUUAGUGACCAGAAAUUUUUCUCUGCUAAUCGUAACAAUGGAAAUGGUGCAACAGUUGAAAUAUUUUGCUUCUUUGAGGAGGGUGAAAUUAAUAUUAUACUGCCAAAUGAGCCAGUUCCAACUCCGUAUGAUCUUCAGGAAAAAGUGCUGCGAUCACCAAUAUCUUCGAAUGGCUAG